This is a messenger RNA of Bradysia coprophila, 1497 nucleotides long. RefSeq names its product eukaryotic initiation factor 4A-III. The record is from RefSeq and is a predicted model, not a curated record. NCBI's taxonomy places the organism in Eukaryota, Metazoa, Arthropoda, Insecta, Diptera, Sciaridae. Gene Ontology annotation, molecular function: nucleic acid binding; ATP binding; RNA helicase activity.
UUCGGCUACCAUCUUCUAGCUACCAUAUUGCUUUUUCUUGACAACCAUCAUUGAUCAAUUUCGGUAGAAAAUCCAGCGCGUCAGAAAGUAUUAUUUUCCAUUUUAAACGAAAAUGGCUCGGCGAGGUGAAGAUUUAUCGAAUGUGGAAUUCGAGACAAGUGAAGAUGUGCAGGUCGUACCAACGUUCAAUUCGAUGGGACUACGGGAGGAACUGUUGAGAGCUAUCUACGCAUACGGUUUCGAAAAACCAUCGGCAAUCCAACAGAGAAGUAUCCUUCCAAUCAUUAAGGGACGCGAUGUUAUCGCUCAAGCACAAUCUGGUACCGGUAAAACUGCCACAUUUUCAAUUUCGAUACUGCAAUCGCUGGACACAACAUUACGUGAAACGCAAGUCCUGUGCCUGUCACCGACUCGUGAAUUGGCCGUCCAGAUUCAAAAGGUCAUAUUGGCGUUGGGCGACUUCAUGAACGUUCAGUGUCAUGCCUGCAUCGGUGGCACAAAUCUGGGCGAAGACAUUCGUAAAUUGGACUAUGGACAGCAUAUUGUCAGUGGAACACCGGGCCGUGUGUUUGACAUGAUCAAGAGACGUGUGCUGCGAACGAGAUCGAUUAAAAUGUUGGUUCUGGACGAGGCUGACGAAAUGUUGAACAAAGGUUUCAAGGAGCAAAUCUACGAUGUGUAUCGCUACUUGCCGCCCGCCACACAGGUAUGUCUAAUAUCAGCCACACUACCGCACGAGAUCCUUGAAAUGACAUCGAAAUUCAUGACCGAUCCGAUUCGCAUUCUUGUGAAACGCGAUGAGUUGACGCUGGAGGGAAUCAAACAGUUUUUCGUUGCUGUGGAACGAGAGGAAUGGAAAUUCGACACGUUGUGCGAUCUGUACGACACAUUGACCAUUACACAGGCGGUCAUUUUCUGCAAUACGAAAAGGAAGGUCGAUUGGUUGACCGAGAAGAUGCGCGAGGCGAAUUUCACCGUCAGUUCGAUGCACGGUGACAUGCCGCAAAAGGAACGUGAUGAGAUUAUGAAGGAAUUCCGUUCCGGACAGAGUCGCGUUCUGAUCACCACAGAUGUGUGGGCUCGUGGUAUCGAUGUGCAGCAAGUGUCGCUGGUCAUUAACUACGAUUUGCCGAACAAUCGUGAAUUGUACAUUCAUCGUAUCGGUCGGUCGGGUCGUUUCGGUCGCAAGGGUGUUGCUAUCAAUUUCGUGAAGUCCGAUGACAUUCGAAUUUUGCGUGACAUUGAACAGUACUAUUCGACGCAAAUUGACGAGAUGCCGAUGAAUGUCGCUGAUUUGAUCUAAACGGAACAUUUAUUUUAACCAAAACAUUAAUUUCAUCGGAAGGAGAAUGUCCAAUUGUUGCAAUGACUUUCCUAAUUUAAAACAAAAAAAAAACAUUUUUUUUAGAUUAACACAACACAUUGUUGUCUCACCCAAUUGUACGUCGAUUUGGUUUUUUCAAUAAAAGAGGUACGGAGGAACUAAACGAAAAAAAA